AUGUCCCUACAACCAGAAGAGAUCACGAUCCUCGAGAAGGUCAUCAACAUUCGUAACCGCCUCACUGCACUCAAGCAGAAUCGCGGAGAGUAUAUCAAGUCGCAGGAUGUACUCAACAUAUAUCAGGCUGUCGUCAAACAAGUCGAAAAGCUUAAUGAUCUGCGCGACCAAGAGACAGGGCCGCAUGUUCCCAAUCGUCUUGAUACCCUACUGGCAGAUGUGUUCAGCUUGCUCUCAUUAUUCUUCUUAACUAUCGGAAAAGCUCGAGAAUGUCCUGCUACCUAUAGCCAAAUAGCCAGUAUGAGGCAACUACUCGACCAUAUGAACGAGUCUGCGGUGUAUACCGAAGCCGACCUCAAAUCUUUCAGGAACCGCCUCGACGAACUUCGUGAAAUCGUUCGAAAUGACAAGGAGAGUGGCUUACAUCCGCCCGCGAUGACUAAAUUACUUGACCGAAAACUGAGCGAAUGCGACGCGAUUUUGUCCGAUUUACAAGAUUCGCUAUCUGUGCUGUCAGUUGAACUCGUUCCAAUUCACCAGCGGCUUGUGACGCUGCGUCGCCAGCUGGUCGCACUUGCCGCGAAACCCAAGCCAUUCAAGGCUGAUCUCAAGCCUAUCAUGGAGGAGCUGAGGAAAAUCGAAAGCAAACGCGAAAAUGGCAAAUUCUUGGGGCCCAAUGGAGUAGUACCUGCUUCACAGGCUUUGUGCUCAGGUCUGCUGGAAGAGUGCUUUGAUAUUGCUCAAGAAAUCCGAGCUCGAGAGGAUGAUGUUUCCACCGCCCUAAAACCUAUUCAUGACCGCCUCUGGGACAUGCGCGCGCAAUUAGAACAGUUGGUUCUCACUCAUAGAUGGACCCUCCGCGAAACAGACCUGUGGAAUUAUUCCCAGGCUCUGCAGGAGAUCGACAAAAUGCGUGUAAAUGGCAAGUUCGUCGAUGCGGAAGGAAACGUCCCCAACGGGCAAUAUGUUUUAUUGUACCUCUUACGGAGAUGUUACGGGUUGAUUCACCGACUGCUGUCCGCGAGUGAACCGGUCUCGGAAGAAUUAAUGCCAAUUGCCAACAAAUUAUCAACCGUUAAGAAAUGCCUCAAUGAGGUGUUGAAAUUUGGAGGACCGUUCAACCCUCGCGAUCUUUACCCAUACCAAUUAGCUCUGUUCCAAGUCGACUCGAUGCGAAAAGACGGGAAAUUUAUCGGUUCCGAUGGGUCAGUUCCAGAAGGGCAGGGUAUCGUGAUGGCACAUCUGAACGAGUGCCAUGAGCUGGUCGAGAUGCUCAAAGAAGCCAUGGAAGAGGGCGAAGGCGAGGACGAGUAUGAAUACGACUAUGAUUCCGAGUAG
Molecule: messenger RNA, 1338 nt
Organism: Rhizoctonia solani
Lineage: Eukaryota; Fungi; Basidiomycota; Agaricomycetes; Cantharellales; Ceratobasidiaceae
Exons: 11
Coding region: 1-1338 (445 amino acids)
Cellular component (GO): cytoplasm; nucleus
Source: RefSeq, a predicted model, not a curated record